Messenger RNA from Ipomoea nil (Japanese morning glory), 2420 nucleotides. RefSeq names its product MND1-interacting protein 1-like. Lineage: Eukaryota; Viridiplantae; Streptophyta; Magnoliopsida; Solanales; Convolvulaceae. The record is from RefSeq and is a predicted model, not a curated record. The transcript is spliced from 3 exons. Bases 120 to 2111 code for a protein of 663 amino acids.
ACUCAAGAGUGCGCGAAACGCCAUUGCCGAACUUUGAUCUUUCUCUCACUUGUACAGUUGUACCCUAGUUCUCUGCAACUGGAAAGCUAUCACCAGUUAAAGAUUAACUCUAAACUCUAAUGGCGUGCAAUUUGAAAGACAAGCAUUCGCUGACCAAUUGGAGGCCCCAUCCGGGAAGACCUGGCCCCGAUCAUAGCAGCAAUCCUAAUGGAAAUGCCGCGGAAAGAAGUGCAGUUCCCAAUUCAGGUUCAGAAUCUGGUGAUUUGGCCCAGAACCCGAACCCUAAACUAAGUGGCUUCUUUACUGACGAGAAAUUGGAAGAAAUGUUGUUGCGUAAAUUGGAGUUUGCGUGUAAAAAGGUGAUCUCUAAACUUGUUUCUCUAGGCCACGAUGAGAAUGUGGCUUUGAAGGCUGUGCUUAGCAAUGGGUAUUGGCAUGGGGAGAAGGAUGCGUUGGCAAAUAUAUUUCAAAAUUCUUUAUCGUAUUUCGAAGAUGGGAAUAGUGUGCGUUCUGAGAAUCCUGAACAUAAUUUCUCUGAUUUAACACAGUUGAAGAAAUGCACCCUAGCAGGGAUGGUGUGUUUGUUGCAACAGGUUAAGCCUCAUUUGAGCAAAGGAGAUGCAAUGUGGCGUUUACUAUUGAGUGAGCUUCAUGUUGAGCGUGCUAGUGCUAUAGAAAUUCCCAAUGGGAUUGAUGGUAGUAGUAGUAAUGUAGAGGCGUUUGCGAAUGCUAUGUUUAGGUUCCGUGGUGGCUGUAGAUUUGAGAAUGGUAGGCCUAAUGAGGGUCCUAUGCAUAUCCUAAGUUCUUUGGAGAAUGAGAUUGUGUAUCCAAAGAAGUAUAAUCUUAAUCCUGAGGUGAAGACUUUGUUGAAAAGGAAUGUGGGAGUCUGUUCUGCUGGACUUAGAGAGAAUACAAAACAUUUAGAGAAUCAGUUGCAGGCUUCCUUAGGCUCUUUGAAUAUAACUGAAACAGGGGGUGACGAAUCCCCGAAUGUUGUGAAUGAUGAUGAUGCAAUUGUCUCAGUUGUAAGUAAGUUUCGAGAUUUGCAUAUUCAGAGCACAGAGACUGCGCGUAUCCAGAUUGAUCAGAAAGACGAGGCAAUGUUAAGUUUGGAACAUCAAAUAAAGGAUCUUGAGAGGCAGGUAAAGGAGCGUAAGCAAUGGGCACACGAAAAGGCAAAACAAGCUGCGAUGAAGUUGUUCAAUGACAUUUCAGAACUUGAGAUGCUGAGGAAGGAAAGGGAUGAGAUUCAGCUGCUAAAGAAGGGGAUGCAAGCCAUUGAAGAUAACUCCAUGAAGAAGCUUGGGGAAAUGGAGAAUGAACUCCGUAAAGCUAGUGGUCAAGUGGACCGUGCAAACUCUGCUGUGGAAAAGCUUGAGAAUGAGAAUGCAGAGAUUAGAGCAGAGAUGGAGGCUUCUAGGUUAAGUGCAUCAGAAUCUCAGAAAACCUGUAUGGAGGCCACAAAGAGGGAGAAAAAGUGCCUAAAGAAGCUUUCAGCAAUUGAGAAACUGAAAUCCAAACUUCAGGAUGAUAUUGCAGCUGAGAUACAUAAGAUUUCCGAUUUGCAAAAGCAAUUGGCUCAGGCUGAGGCAGGUCAAAAGGAAGCUGAGGUAAAAUGGAGGCAAGAACAGAAGGCUAAGGAGCAAUCCUUAGCACAAGUGGAGGAAGAACGACGCAACCGUGAAGCAGAUGUGACUAAUAACAAAAGAAAUCUUGAGGCAAUGCGCUUGAAGAUAGAAAUAGAGUUCCAUAGACACAAGGACGACCUCCAUCGGCUUGAGCGAGAACUUUCACAGGUUAAAGCAAGUGAGCAAACUUCUAGGCAACAUCUUCAAUCCCAUGAUUUAUCAAUGCAAAACUUGAAUGGGGCGAAGUCAGAAGGUGAUAUCAUGCGUGAACUAGACGCACUGGAGGAUGGGGAAGCCAUUGACCACGAUAGGAGAUGCAUAAUUUGCUUGAAUCAUGAUGUUUCUGUGGUUUUUCUCCCGUGCGCUCAUCAAGUUCUCUGUGCAAAAUGCAACAAUGUCCAUGGGAAGAAGGGGAAAGCUAAAUGUCCCCACUGCCAGGUUCCAAUUCAACAUAGAAUUUGCGUGUUCGGCACAUCCUCAUAGCAUUGGAGCUUGACAAAGUGUUGUUGAAUAGUGACUUAGAUGAUAAAAUAGCUAUUUACUUUGGUGUUUCUACUAUGUGCCUGAAUGAAUGGUCAUCCUAAAAUCAAAUGCUGGAAGUCAUCAGCACAAGUGUAAGUAGAAAGUGAAAUAAAAUAAAGCAGCCAAACGGUCAAGUAUUUGCUGCACAACAAUAGUUAUGCUUAUACUAAAGAGUUCAUCCCAAAGAAACUAAUAAUGAUGGAUAGUGUUGGUGUUGUUCUUGAAAAUGUUACUUUUGAUAUUUUAGUUAUAGUGGAUUUAGACCAUAAA